Molecule: messenger RNA, 630 nt
Organism: Liolophura sinensis
Lineage: Eukaryota; Metazoa; Mollusca; Polyplacophora; Chitonida; Chitonidae
Product: PH domain-containing protein DDB_G0274775-like
Exons: 2
Coding region: 1-420 (139 amino acids)
Biological process (GO): receptor recycling; retrograde transport, endosome to Golgi; endosome organization
Cellular component (GO): recycling endosome; early endosome; trans-Golgi network
Source: RefSeq, a predicted model, not a curated record
AUGGCUGACCAGCGACAAGAUGACACAAACAGCCGGACGAGUAGUUUACCCUCACAUUCUACCGGCAGUCAGAAUGAAGACGACAUGACACACAAUGAAAUCAAAGGGUGGUUAAUGAAGAGAACGAGGUUAUCGCGAAAGUGGAAGAAACAGUGGUUUUUGCUGAAGAACACAGAUCUGUUUUAUGGUGAUAGUCCUGCGACAACAGUCAAAAAGAUACCUUUGGCAAAUGCCGAGAUCUCAGAAUGCGGAGUUGAUAAAAAGCCUCAUGCCUUCCGAUUAAAACCCAAAGACAAUGGUCGUAUAUACUACAUACAGGCCGAUAACGAGUCCGUGCAGAAUGACUGGAUGCAGGCAAUUUGUUUCGCUAAGGCAGCAGGGCAGCACGGAGAUGCAUCUCAGGCAUGUGUCAUCCAGUGAUAUAGGAAUCCUGCUGGUCUGGAACUGGCAUGGCUGUACCCUUCAUGUGGCAGGAGUGCGCCAUCUGUAGACAGAGAUGCACACAUGGAGUGCUACAGUGUACAUGUAUAUAUCACAGUGCAGAUAUUCAGCAUGCAGCUCAUCAGAUUAACUCUAACAAUCACCUGGUACUUGACUGAUCUUCCUUCAUAAUACCAUGAUGUAUUUUUU